Molecule: messenger RNA, 1320 nt
Organism: Talaromyces atroroseus
Lineage: Eukaryota; Fungi; Ascomycota; Eurotiomycetes; Eurotiales; Trichocomaceae
Product: 26S protease regulatory subunit 7-like protein
Exons: 4
Coding region: 1-1320 (439 amino acids)
Biological process (GO): proteasome-mediated ubiquitin-dependent protein catabolic process
Cellular component (GO): proteasome regulatory particle, base subcomplex
Molecular function (GO): ATP binding; proteasome-activating activity; ATP hydrolysis activity
Source: RefSeq, a predicted model, not a curated record
AUGCCCAGUGCUACGGGAUCCGAUUGGGAGAAGUACAAGAAGAACUUCGCGGACGAAGAGGUUCCGGAGAAAAAGAUCACACCUUUGACCGACGAGGAUAUUCAAGUUCUCAAGACAUAUGGCGCCGCUCCGUAUGCUGCUGCCCUCAAGACGCUCGAGAAACAGAUCAAGGAAAAACAACAAAGCGUGAAUGAGAAGAUCGGUGUGAAGGAAUCCGACACCGGUCUCGCCCCUCCUCAUCUAUGGGAUGUUGCCGCCGACCGACAGCGCAUGGCUGAGGAGCAGCCAUUACAGGUAGCACGAUGCACUAAGAUUAUUACGGACGAGAAAGACCCCGAGAAAACCAAAUACGUCAUCAAUGUUAAACAAAUCGCGAAGUUCGUCGUCAAUCUUGGCGAGCGGGUUAGUCCUACGGAUAUUGAAGAAGGCAUGCGAGUUGGUGUCGACCGCAACAAGUACCAGAUUUUACUUCCUCUUCCCCCGAAGAUCGACCCUAGUGUUACGAUGAUGCAGGUCGAAGACAAGCCUGAUGUGACAUAUGGAGAUGUUGGUGGAAGCAAAGAACAGAUCGAGAAACUACGAGAAGUCGUUGAAAUGCCACUGCUGUCACCUGAACGCUUUGUCAACCUUGGUAUCGAUCCCCCCAAAGGCGCGCUUCUCUACGGUCCACCUGGUACGGGUAAAACACUAUGCGCAAGAGCUGUUGCAAACCGAACAGACGCCACCUUUAUCCGUGUAAUUGGCAGCGAAUUAGUGCAAAAGUACGUGGGAGAAGGUGCUCGCAUGGUUCGAGAACUCUUCGAAAUGGCACGAACCAAGAAGGCUUGCAUCAUUUUCUUCGACGAAAUUGAUGCAAUUGGAGGAGCUCGUUUUGACGAUGGUGCCGGAGGUGACAACGAAGUUCAGCGUACUAUGCUGGAAUUAAUUACACAACUGGAUGGAUUUGAUUCGCGUGGCAACAUUAAAGUUAUGUUUGCAACCAAUCGUCCAUCUACGCUGGACCCUGCGUUGAUGCGUCCUGGCCGUAUUGACCGAAAGAUUGAAUUCUCGCUGCCUGACAUGGAAGGACGUGCCAAUAUUCUCCGUAUUCACGCCAAGAGCAUGUCUGUGGAGCGGGACAUUCGCUGGGAGUUGAUAUCCAGACUUUGCCCGAAUGCCACUGGUGCUGAAUUACGCAGUGUCGCUACUGAAGCCGGUAUGUUCGCUAUCCGUGCUCGGCGGAAGGUCGCAACAGAGAAGGACUUCCUAGCUGCUGUAGACAAGGUGAUCAAGGGCAACCUCAAGUUCAACUCGACAGCGACAUAUAUGCAGUACAACUAG